Ananas comosus (pineapple) is the source of this 1869-nucleotide messenger RNA. Its product is annotated as serine/arginine-rich splicing factor RSZ21-like. NCBI's taxonomy places the organism in Eukaryota, Viridiplantae, Streptophyta, Magnoliopsida, Poales, Bromeliaceae. Gene Ontology annotation, biological process: mRNA splicing, via spliceosome. Gene Ontology annotation, molecular function: RNA binding; zinc ion binding. Gene Ontology annotation, cellular component: nuclear speck. The record is from RefSeq and is a predicted model, not a curated record. The transcript has 6 exons. The coding region runs from base 177 to 731 and encodes 184 amino acids.
ACUACGCACUCGCACUUGGCCGGCUCCUCGAAUAGCAUCUUCUCCUCCUUGUUAGGGUUUCCUGGGUCGACACCGCCCACUCUCGAAGCUGCGCUCCGUCUCUCCCCAAUCCCUCCAAGCUUCUCAGAGAAGCGCUUCCGCAUCAGAGGUUCAGCUGCGUUCAUUUGGUGGUCGCAAUGUCUCGAGUUUAUGUUGGCAACUUGGAUUCACGUGUCUCGGAGCGAGAUCUGGAAGAUGAGUUCCGAGUGUAUGGCGUUCUUCGCAGUGUAUGGGUUGCUCGAAGGCCUCCUGGUUAUGCAUUUGUUGAAUUUGACGAUCGAAGGGAUGCAUUAGAUGCCAUUCGUGAAUUGGAUGGUAAGAAUGGUUGGCGUGUGGAGCUUUCUCACAACUCAAAGGAUGGCGGGCGAGGUGGACGUUCUCGGGGUGGGGGUGGGGGUGGGGGUGGAGGUGGAGACAUGAAGUGUUACGAAUGUGGCGAGCCAGGUCAUUUUGCUCGUGAGUGCCGACUGCGGAUUGGUCCUGGAGGUAUGGGAAGUGGACGGCGUCGAAGCCCCAGCCCGAGGUAUCGAAGAAGCCCUAGUUACGGUCGCAGGAGCUAUAGUCCACGGGAUAAAAAGUCACCUCGCCGCCGCAGCUAUUCUCCUCGCCGUGGUCGUAGCGACAGCCGGUCACCACCUUAUCGCCGUGACUCUCCUUAUGCUAAUGGGGAUCGUCGUCGGAGCCGGAGCUGAAAAAUGUCAUAACAACAAGGCCUCAAGAUGAUUGCAACAGGUUGUUAGACUACUGAAGUACGGGUUUUGAUUAGUAGUUGGCUUCAACAAACUUGGUAAAGUGCAAACUGUGGAGCUCUUGAACUCCUCAGGGGACACUCCUCAGCUUAUUGUCGUGUCUAAAGAGGUUACUCCUCUACUUCAUUACUUUUCGUUUAGACUCUUAACUAAAAAUGUUCAGUACUAUUAUCUUUGCUUAGCAGAUUUCAACUAUAUGCUUUGCUUUUAAUUAAUAACUGUUAGUCACGAACUUCUUACAAAGACCUUCAAUCUGUUGUUUGUUUUCGAGGUGCGGUUCUGCUAAACGCUGAAACGGCACCCACUUCAGAUCUGCUCCUUAUGUGGCACGGGUCUCCCACACUCUGCCUCUUGAUCAUCUAUUUCGCGAUCCGUCAUGCUUUACACCUCUGCUUGAUUCAUCUGCAAAACUCUCGAAAAAAAGCAAUCCGUAGCAUAUAUGAACCGUCUCGAUUCUCUACUCAGCCUGCGAGAAAAUCUCUGGCGUCAUGCUUAGGUAUUAGAGCCUCUAGUUUACUGCUUCAAGGAGAGGAAGCUGGUAGCCUCAUCUGGUAUUCCGGAUUGCACCACGAACAAUCUUGCUAUCAGUCCACUACCAUGAUCGCCUCUAAAUGAGCAAAUAGGGUGUCAGCAAAAAUUUAGGGGUUUGAUAAGUGGGAAGGUGAUGAUGUCUUCUUUAACUUUGCUUGAUUCACCUGCGAACUGUUCUGAUUCCCGCCUCAACCUGCGAGAGAAUUUCUUGCUUCAAAGCUUUAGGUUUAGAGUAUCUAUUCACCACGUCAAGGAAAGUUGGUUCCUUCCAUCUCAUUCUUCUGGAUUUGCCUCAACGAGUCAUCUCGCCAUCAGUCUUUGCUUUCGCGAUCGGCUUCAGAUGAGAAAUAGAGGGGUAAUUUGCAAGCUUUAAAAUACUAAUAGUUGGCUUGAUAUGUCAUCUGAGUUUUACCUUUUGUUUUUACCUUUUUUUGUGGCCGCGAUGCAUUCAAGCAAAAAUUUGACAUUUUUUUCAUCAAGAACCUAAAGCAAUCAUGUUGAAAUUACAGUCUUACUCCAUUUUUUUGCUCACUAAAUUUUGUUGUUCAAA